Molecule: messenger RNA, 1481 nt
Organism: Nomia melanderi (Alkali bee)
Lineage: Eukaryota; Metazoa; Arthropoda; Insecta; Hymenoptera; Halictidae
Gene: Pex3
Product: peroxisomal biogenesis factor 3
Biological process (GO): protein import into peroxisome membrane
Cellular component (GO): peroxisomal membrane
Molecular function (GO): protein-macromolecule adaptor activity
Source: RefSeq, a predicted model, not a curated record
GUACAGCGUGUUAAAUAUCUUAUAUUGAAAAAUGUUAUCAAGAAUCAGAGGAUUUGUAAGCCGUCAUAGGCGAAAGUUCAUAGUGGGAGGUAUUGUUAUUGGCAGUGUUAUUUUCAUAAGAUAUACACAGCGUAAGCUUCGAGAAUGGCAAGAAAAAGAGAUCAGAGAAAUGCUUGAAAGAACAAAGAGGCAACAGUACUUUGAAUGUAUUGAAAGAACAUGUGGUCAGAUGAUACUGACACUCGCGUCAACGUUAAGAGAUACUGUAAUUAAAAUCUUAGACACUGAAAUUAUUGUAAAUAAACUCAGAAAUGGUUGUACCGAUAAAGUAGCAUGUUGGAAUGAGUUGAAAGUUUUAGCGAUUGCCAAAUCAGCUGUUAUAAUAUAUUCGUAUGCAAUGGCAGCUACUUUAAUAAGGAUUCAGUUUAACAUAAUAGGCGGUCAUAUGUAUAAGGAUAUUCAAAACUCCAAUGGUGCAUCUGCGGAAAAUAUUGUACAGACAAAAUAUAUGUCUCUUUCAAGUCAUUUUAGGUGUGAUGGCAUACAAAAAUUGUGUACACUUAUUAAAGACAAGGUUGUAGAAAUAACAACUUCGAUUUCAUUGAAAGAUGAAUUAACUCUAAGAGAUGUGGAAGAAAUAUAUUGGGCCAUUACGUCCUCUAUAUCUACGGAUAGUUCGAGGGACCCUGUGAAGAAUCUCACUACAUAUAUGUUUCAAACAGAAUACAAUGGUGAAGAAGAUCCUAUGUUUUUGAAAUUGAUUAAUGAAACUUUAGAUCUUUUGGAAACUGAAGAAGUACAAAACAUAACGCAAAGUAAUAUCAGAAGUGGAUUUAGUUUGUUAAUAGAUCAUAUGUCUGAAUUUUUCACUGGUCCCCCUGCAAAGGAAAAUGGCAAAACUCCAAAUGGUAUUUCAGUACCGGGAACAUCAAACCAAAACCAUAUGGGUUGGAGGGAAAAGAGUAACACAGAAAUGAAUCCCAAUACAUUUGUUAACAUCAAUAAAGUGUCAAUGCCAAUGGCUAAAAUAAUACCAAUCAUAAAUGGACAAGUACCAGACAAAUCAAUGCCAAAAGCUUUCCAAACAGAUCUGUUACAUCGUUUAGUAGCAAAUAAUGAACUUAAAACACUUGGUGCAAAUAUCUAUGAAGCAUUCAGUUUUUAAAUAUCAAAGAUGCAAUUAUUUAAACCGUACACGACACUAUACGGCAUUAUACAGUAAUUUCUGCAUACAAAAUUUUAAUUGUUAAUCUAUUUAAAUAUAAAUGCAUUGUUUAUACUUUUAAGAAGAAAUACAAAUGUAUCUUUUAUAGUACAUUGUAGUAAAAAUUUUAUUAUAGAUAUUUACGAUAUGUUUAAGCUGCAAAGAUAAACUUCUGUCACUUUUUGUAUCCAACUGUGUAUUCAUAACAUCUGAAUAAUGAAGACAACCUAGUUAUAGUAGAACACAAAAACAGAAUUGUAUUACAAUACUUGUUAUG